Molecule: messenger RNA, 478 nt
Organism: Eutrema salsugineum
Lineage: Eukaryota; Viridiplantae; Streptophyta; Magnoliopsida; Brassicales; Brassicaceae
Product: E3 ubiquitin-protein ligase RHA1B
Exons: 1
Coding region: 29-478 (149 amino acids)
Biological process (GO): protein ubiquitination
Molecular function (GO): ubiquitin protein ligase activity; zinc ion binding
Source: RefSeq, a predicted model, not a curated record
UACAAAUAAUAAUAUACGUAACCAUUUUAUGUGCUCUCAAAAUCUUUCCUUCUCCAAAUUUGAUCGAACCCUAUUAAAAGAUUUCUUAUCCACCGUUCUUGAAAAAGGAAUCAUGGGCUUUUCUUACGGCGGGACCGGAGUUAUCAUCGCCGGAGUAAUUCUGAUUGAUUUUGUGAGAGCGGUUUGUUCAUUUCUUGAUCCAACUCGUUUAUUUGGUGUUUACUCGUCGGAAAACAAGAUUCCCAUAGACGAUAUGCUUCCGGCGACAAAAGUCGAAGAGAUAUCACGGGUGAAUUCGCCGGAGAGUUGCCGGAUAUGUCAAGAUGAGUUCGACGGCGAUGACGAAGUCCGGUGUUUGAGGAAUUGCGUACAUGUUUUUCACAAGAGCUGUAUCGACCGUUGGAUCCAUGACGAUAAAAUGACGUGUCCUUUGUGUAGGACCCCAAUCAUCCCUGAUUUCUAUUUUCUUCGCUUGUAA